AUGAGAGUCAACAGGACAAUAAAUCGAAGGAAAGUCCGCUUCCUUGGUUGGCCCUGUGAAAACGUUUUCUCCCCGCGGAUCGAAGCUCAUCUCACGGUGCUGACCCCUGACGUGGCAGCAGGAGCCUCCGCCUGGCUGGCACACACCCAGCCUUACUGCCACCGGAACAGCCAGCCUGUCCUUGACUUUGCCCAGGAGGAACCUGACAGGACGACUCGGGGCCCCUUAAGAUUGGACACCCCCGUGAAGUUUUUAACUCUCCAACUUGUCCACACGGAGCCGGAUUUCCCGCUCCGGGACUGGGUCCCGUGCAGCCUCUGCCCGGCCCAUCAGCAGGCCCCGCCCCGCCUCAGCCCCGCCCCCACGUGCCCGCCGCACACCAAGCCCCGCCCCGGACGCCCCGCCCGCGAGCGCCCGAGCCCCGCCCCGCCCCGCCCCGCCGCAGCCCGUUUCCACGGCGACGCGGUGCGCAGUGGCGGCAGCAGGGCCGCAGAGCUGGCGGGCAGCGGCGGCGGCGUGAGCACGGCGGGGGUGGCGGCCGGGCAGCGGCCCCCCAGCGCGGGGGUCUCGGGCCCCCGGGGCGCGUGGCGCGCGCGCCCGCACCCGCCCGCGGUGCCCCCGCACGCCGGCGCGGGGCCGGGGCUGGGCGAGGCGCAGAGGCGGGCGCUGGAGCUGGAGAAGAGCCUGCAGUUCCUGCAGCGGCAGCACUCGGAGACGCUGCUGCAGCUCCACGAGGAGGUGGAGCGCCUGAAGCGGGAGAACAAGGAUCUCCACUACAGGCUCAUCAUGAAGCAGGAGCCACAGAAGAAAGGCAGCAUCUCCAGUUCCAGCUUUCAGUCCAAGUCCAUCUCCAAUACGACAGUUUCGGCCAACUCUCAAGGCAAGGCCAGGCGCCAGGCCAUCUCCUCUAAGAAGCAAGACUCGAAGGCGGACCUGGAGGAGAGGCCGUUGGCUGCUGCCCUGCUUCACGGCAGCAGGGUGGACAGAGCCCUGGGAGCGCAGGGGCUGCCCAAAGACGACAAAGUGGACAGCUCUCUUCCAGCGGCCCCCGCGGCGGCCGGCAGCCCGCACAGGAGCAAACAGGUGCCGGGGGCGCCCCCCUCGACCAACCUGCCCCCGCCGCCGCACAGGCCCACCACGCUCCAGCAGUGCGAAGUGCUCAUCCGCCAGCUGUGGAACGCCAACCUCCUGCAGGCCCAAGAGCUGCAGCACCUCAAGGCCCUCCUGGAAAGGAGCCAGAGGCCCAGGGCUGCCCCCGAGGAGGCCGGGCCCAGUUCUCCCAAGGACCAGGAGGCGCCCCUGCUCCCAGGGCCCACGCAGCUCCCCAAGGUCACCACCAAGGGCGUUUCUAAGAAAUGCCUGGUGCUGAGCCCGGCGCCCGCGGCGGAGCGGGCCGUGCUGCCCGCGCUGAAGCAGAGCCUCAGGAGCAACCUGGCCGAGCGGCAGCGGCGGCUGCAGGCGGUGCAGAGCCAGCGGCUGCACCGCUCCGUGCCCUGAGAGCCAGGCCCCGACCGCUCACCCUCUAGGCAGCACUUCCCGAGCAUCCUCAUCCACGUGAGCCAAGCUACCUUCCAGAUCCGCAGACCCAGGGCCGAUAAAGCACGUGGCCGCGGCGGGAGCGGUGUGUUCUCCCGCUCGGUAUUUUGCUCUCCUGCACGUACCUGCGCU
Hippopotamus amphibius kiboko is the source of this 1668-nucleotide messenger RNA. RefSeq names its product coiled-coil domain-containing protein 74A-like. NCBI's taxonomy places the organism in Eukaryota, Metazoa, Chordata, Mammalia, Artiodactyla, Hippopotamidae. The coding region runs from base 1 to 1497 and encodes 498 amino acids. The transcript is spliced from 10 exons. The record is from RefSeq and is a predicted model, not a curated record.